Molecule: messenger RNA, 977 nt
Organism: Melospiza melodia melodia
Lineage: Eukaryota; Metazoa; Chordata; Aves; Passeriformes; Passerellidae
Gene: NTMT1
Product: N-terminal Xaa-Pro-Lys N-methyltransferase 1
Exons: 5
Coding region: 172-843 (223 amino acids)
Cellular component (GO): cytoplasm
Molecular function (GO): N-terminal protein N-methyltransferase activity
Source: RefSeq, a predicted model, not a curated record
CACCGCCACGCCGCCGCUUGGUUGGUCCCCGCGGCCGGCCGUGCCGGGGGGGGGCAGCGCGCGGCCGCCGCCGGAGAUCACAGCAUAGACCAGCUCCUGGCACCACUGAGCCAAACUGGAUUUCCACCAGUGACCUGGGAGCAGUGAGUCCUGUGUGGGCCCUCGGCCAGCAUGACCAGCGAGGUGGUGGAGAACGAGUUUGAGUUUUACUCCAAGGCAGAGAAGUACUGGAAGGAUGUGCCCGCCACGGUGGAUGGCAUGCUGGGGGGCUACGGCCACAUCUCCAGCAUCGACAUCAACAGCUCCAGGAAGUUCCUGCAGAGGUUUCUGCGGGAUGGCCCCAACCGGACGGGGACAACCCGAGCUCUGGACUGCGGGGCUGGCAUCGGCCGGAUCACCAAGCGGCUGCUGCUGCCCCUCUUCAAGACAGUGGACAUGGUGGAUGUGACAGAGGACUUCCUCACCAAGGCCAAGAGCUACCUGGGCGAGGAGGGCAGGCGGGUGCGCAACUACUUCUGCUGCGGCCUCCAGGACUUCAGCCCUGAGCCCAACUCCUACGAUGUCAUCUGGAUCCAGUGGGUCAUCGGACAUCUCACUGACAACCACCUCUCCGACUUCCUGAAGCGCUGCCGUGCCGGCCUGCGGCCCAACGGCAUCGUGGUCAUCAAGGACAACAUGGCCCAGGAGGGUGUGAUCAUGGACGAUGUGGACAGCAGCGUCUGCAGGGACCUGGACGUGGUCCAUAAGAUCAUCCGCAGAGCUGGGCUGCACCUCCUGGCUGAGGAGCGCCAGGAGAACUUUCCUGAUGAGAUCUACCACGUGUACACCUUUGCCAUGAGAUGAGGGCAGCGGGAGGAGGUCUCUCCCGUGUCGUGACUGCCCUUCCAGGGGCCCGUGACAAGGACGGGACUUUGUCUUCCAAGUUGCUGCUGUUUGUGAAAAGAGGUGUUUGCCAAAUACAUUUUCCUGCUGUUGCA